Molecule: messenger RNA, 825 nt
Organism: Aspergillus pseudotamarii
Lineage: Eukaryota; Fungi; Ascomycota; Eurotiomycetes; Eurotiales; Aspergillaceae
Exons: 3
Coding region: 1-825 (274 amino acids)
Source: RefSeq, a predicted model, not a curated record
AUGAAGCUCACUGUUAUCUCCCUCCUCGCGGUUGCCUUCCUGUCUGUGGGACCUGCAGGUGCGAUUCCUGUCGACGGCAUCCAAGAUGCAACCACUGUCGAUGCGGUUUCUCGGACCGACGAUGCCAUGCCGUCAGGUCCCAGUGCAACCUUGACUUCCGAUAAGUCGGAUCAUACAUACACACAUGCUCAUGGUCAAAAGGAAACCCAAGAUGCCGAUCCAAGCACUGACGAUGAGAUUUCUCAGACCGACGGUGCCAUGGCGGCAGUUGCUGGUACAACCAUGGUUUCCCACAAAUUGGACCAUAACUGCACAGAUGCCCAUGGCCAUGAGGAGUUCGAAGUUGCUAAUGCGGCCACUACCGAUCCGAUGUCGGGGACCGACGAUGCCAUGCCAGCAGGUGCCGGUGGAACAGUGACUUCCAACAAGUCAGAUCAUAACUGCACAGAUGAUCAUGCUCAUGAGAAGUUCGAACAUGUUAGUCCAGCCUCUGCCAUUACGGCUCCAGGCAGUGACGGGGCGUUGAAAGCUUUGGUUAAGAGAGCUUCACCCCAACGCGGCACUCCUGAUUCCAUGGAAGCCCACCGCGAUAGUGCUGCAGAGGUUUCUUCUCCGGGCAGUCAGGGUAAUUCCCGUUCACCUUCAGCUGACAGCGCCCAAGAUGACAAAUGGAUCCAUGGUACCUGCAAGCAAAAUAAAUGCACUGUAACCAUGCCAGGUGAAAACAAGGAACGUAAGGCGGACUGCCAUGUCGACUCCCCGUGUUUAUAUCUUGGUUCUUGUGUCGUUAGUGUGCGCAAUCCGGGCGUGGCAUUUUGCAGUUAA